Molecule: messenger RNA, 702 nt
Organism: Fusarium tjaetaba
Lineage: Eukaryota; Fungi; Ascomycota; Sordariomycetes; Hypocreales; Nectriaceae
Product: pyridoxine biosynthesis PDX1
Exons: 1
Coding region: 1-702 (233 amino acids)
Biological process (GO): pyridoxal 5'-phosphate biosynthetic process; amino acid metabolic process; pyridoxine biosynthetic process
Molecular function (GO): amine-lyase activity
Source: RefSeq, a predicted model, not a curated record
AUGAUCAAGCAGAUCCAAGAAGCCGUCACCAUCCCCGUCAUGGCCAAGGCUCGCAUCGGCCACUUUGUCGAGUGUCAGAUCCUCGAGGCUCUUGGUGUUGACUACAUCGACGAGUCUGAGGUCCUCACACCCGCUGAUGACGAGAGCCACGUUGAGAAGAGCACGUUUGGCGUUCCUUUUGUUUGCGGGUGCAGAAACCUCGGUGAGGCGCUGCGACGAAUUGCAGAGGGCGCUGCUAUGAUCCGUACAAAGGGCGAGGCUGGCACCGGCGAUGUCGUCGAGGCCGUGCGACACAUGAAGACAGUCAACAAGCAGAUCGCCCAAGCCAAGGCCGCGCUCGCAGAGGGCGGCAUCAUCCGCAUCCGCGAACUAGCCCGCGAGCUCGAAGUCGACGCCGAACUCCUCCGCCAGACCGCAGAGCUAGGCCGUCUGCCCGUCGUAAACUUCGCCGCCGGCGGAGUCGCCACGCCCGCUGACGCCGCGCUCAUGAUGCAGCUCGGCUGCGACGGUGUGUUUGUGGGCAGCGGUAUUUUCAAGUCGGGCGACCCUGCGAAGCGGGCCAAGGCCAUCGUGCGCGCGACCACACACUACAAGGAUGCCAAGGUGCUGGCUGAGACUAGCACGGGGCUUGGCGAGGCUAUGGUGGGAAUUAACUGCGAUAGCAUGAAGCCUGAGGAGAAGCUUGCUGGACGAGGAUGGUAG